This is a messenger RNA of Stereum hirsutum FP-91666 SS1, 1149 nucleotides long. RefSeq lists its product as uncharacterized. Gene Ontology annotation, molecular function: protein binding. NCBI's taxonomy places the organism in Eukaryota, Fungi, Basidiomycota, Agaricomycetes, Russulales, Stereaceae. The record is from RefSeq and is a predicted model, not a curated record. The transcript has 3 exons. The coding region runs from base 1 to 1149 and encodes 382 amino acids.
AUGUCAAGUCCGUUCUUAUGUAGCGUCCUCGCCAUCGUCCUUCCCAGCAUCUUGCCUUCUGAUCUACACUCGCUCGCUGCCCGCCGUCUUAUAUUUUCUUUGGAACUCGUGCAUGUUAUCAGCCCGUUCGAUCAGCUUUAUAUGCUAGAAGAUAUGCAAAACAAGGCUCACGACGCAGACCCUCCAUUCGACAAUUCCACCGCAGACUGCAUUCUGCGCUCUGCCGACCACGUCAAUUUUCGCGUACAUAAAAUUGUGCUUUCCUUGGCGUCAUCCAUCUUUGAGUCUAUGUUUUCUCUUCCCGACCCAAAACACCCCGAGCAGGAGCUUCUGGACGGCAUACCUGUCAUCAGCCUAGUCGAGUCUUCCGCCGUCAUCGAUUCUUUCCUCAGGCUCUGCUAUCCCACACCGGAUCCGAUCUUCCUCUCCCUUUCGGGCCUCCUCCCUAUCUACGAUGCCAUCGACAAGUAUGCGCUUGACUCUGUCGCUCUUUCCGUCACAAAGGCAUUGGUCCAAUGUGCGCCGCAGGACCCCAUGACGGCUUACGCAUUCGGCUGUGCCCAUCGUCUGCACGAUCUUGUCAAAGUCGCCGCUCGGGAGCUGCUUGUGCACUCCAUCGAUAGACUCCCAAACUCUUCCGAGCUAGAUCGAAUCAACGCCUCGCAUCUCUAUCGCCUUCUCAAGUAUCAUAGCGCUUGCAGGACCGCCGCUAGCGCACUAGCGCUGCAAGACUGGAGCUGGAUACGUUCGAUUUCGAGAGUUCCUCUGACCUCUACCGCCCAAAUGUGCUCGACCUGCCGGCAGUGCCUCGAGACUCAGAAUCGUCUGAACGCCAUACCGGGAGCACAUCAUUCCUUUGUGAACAACAGAGACUGCUGGACGUUCAGCUGCCCGACUUGGUGGUUCGACUAUAUGAAACGAGCCGAAGCGGCACUCGAGCGUAAACCGAGGGGAGAGACGGUUCGGAGCGAGGAGGUCUUGGGCCCGGCUUUGGCGUCUGCAGUGCAGUGUCAGGCAGUCGCUUGUCGGAGUGGGAUGCGGGCUAUGAUGGACUUCAGCAAGCUUUUCGCCCAAGCUGUUGAGAACGCGUUAGACAAGUGCGAAGGCUGGGUAGAUAUGUGCAAUGGCUACAAAGGAUCACCAGGAUAA